Strongylus vulgaris is the source of this 662-nucleotide messenger RNA. The record is from the annotation of a GenBank genome assembly. Lineage: Eukaryota; Metazoa; Nematoda; Chromadorea; Rhabditida; Strongylidae.
AUGACUGAAGCUGAGAAGGCAAUGCUGGCCUCAAAAAAGCGUCAGGAUGAGGAGCAGCAAAAGUUGCUGCAAGAAUAUGAUGAGAAUCGGCGCUUAGAAAGGGAAAAGGAGGAAGAAGAACUCAGGAAAUUGAAGGAGAAGCAGGAAAAGCGUAAACUCGAGAGAGAACAAGAGGAAAGAGCUGAGGCCGAACGACGAAAGCAAGAAGAAGAACGCCGCAAGAAAGAAGAUGAAGAACGAAGGGCGAGGCAGGAGGAGGAAAAACGUAAAAGGGAAGAGGAGAAGUUGAAGAAACAGCAAAAGAAAGCACAGAUGUUCCCAGCUCUAGCUAUGGGUAGUGGUCGAAACUUCAUCAUUCCUAAGAAGUCAAGCAAAGAUGAUAAGUUUGGUAACAUCGUUCAAGCGAAGCAGGAAAUGGGUAUGACCAAAGAACAGCAGGAAGAAGCAAGAAGGAAUUUCAUCAGUGGAGUUGAAAAAAGUAUUCCGGCCUCCUCGGAGGUUUCAGCAGACGACCUCAAAGCAAAAAUCAAGGAACUACAUCAACGAAUUUGUAAGCUUGAAGCGGAUAAGUAUGAUAUGGAAAGACGCCAUGAACGUCAGGAAUACGAUGUGAGUUUCAAACUCGAGGUGGUUCACACGCGAUACAAAUUAUCAAAUUGAUA